Messenger RNA from Onthophagus taurus, 1715 nucleotides. RefSeq names its product 5'-3' exonuclease PLD3. The record is from RefSeq and is a predicted model, not a curated record. Gene Ontology annotation, molecular function: catalytic activity. NCBI's taxonomy places the organism in Eukaryota, Metazoa, Arthropoda, Insecta, Coleoptera, Scarabaeidae.
AUUUUAGUUGUAUCGAUUAAAAAUAGAUGGCGCUACUUCGAUGACAUUUCGCAUUGUUUUUCUAUUUCGUAAUCAAAUUAAAUCCAAAGUAACCUAAAACUUGAUGUCAAAAUGGACAAAGAAACGAUUUAAAAUCAUUAAUAAUCGUUGCGAUUAAUUAAAAUAAGAUGAGAGGCGAUAAUCGACCGAGUACGCUUUACGAAGCCCCACACGAAGAUGAUGGCCCCAAUUUAAACUAUUAUUUCAACGGAAACGAUGAUCAAGUACAAAUAUUAUCGACGUCCCGUAAAAAACCGUUUACUAAAGUCCAAUAUAUUCCUAUGGUUAUACUCGGAGUUUUGACUAUAUUGAUAUUUUUCGUUCCGUUAUUAGAUCAGGUAGCACAAAAUGCUUUGCACAAAGUUAAUAAUAAAAUUAGAAACAAUUCUUGUCCAGAUACUUGUAGUUUUUCUUUAGUUGAAAGUAUCCCUGAUGGAGUUUUUUAUAAAAAUAAUUCGCCGAUUUUCCCCACAACGUUUGAUACUUGGAAAAGUUUGAUUGAAAAUGCGCAAAAAUCGAUUGAGAUAGGUUCGUUUUAUUGGACUUUAAGGGGCGUUGAUGUUAUUCCACAUCCAACAGCUAAACAGGGAGAAGAAAUUUUCCAAGCUUUAUUAGAUGCAGGAUCAAUUCGAAAAAUUAAAAUUCGAAUUGCUCAAAGUGCCCCAGAUCCAAAUUCAAUCAGCAAUGAUACAAAUAUUUUAGAGGAGAAUUCCGCGGAGGUUCGCUCUGUUAAUUUUACCCAAUUAUUAGGAGGUGGGGUUUUGCAUACUAAAAUAUGGAUUAUUGAUGAUGAGAAUUUUUAUAUUGGGAGUGCUAAUAUGGAUUGGAGGGCUUUAACACAAGUGAAAGAGAUGGGGGUUGUUGGGAGAAAAUGUCGGUGUUUAGCAAAGGAUUUAAAAAAAAUUUUUGAUGUUUAUUGGGAGUUAGGGAAAAAUGCAAUAAUCCCAGAUCAUUGGGAUAAUAAAUUUAGUACCAAUAUUAACAAGGAGAAUCCAAUUAAAAUUUUUGAUACCAAAAAUAUUACUUAUACAGGAUUUCUAUCAAGUUCACCUUUACAAUUAAACCCUCAAGGUCGUACAAACGACAUCGAUGCUAUAUUAAACACAAUUCAAACGGCGAAUAAAUUCAUUUACGUCGCAGUUAUGGAUUAUUUACCUCUAAUUUUAUACACAAAAAGGAUUCAAUUCUGGCCAGUCAUCGAUGACGCUUUAAAAUCCGCUGCAAUUAACGGAAUUGAAAUAAAAAUGCUAAUCAGUCAUUGGAAGCAUUCGCGGGAUUCUGAAGAUAAUUUUUUAAAAUCACUUUUAAUUCUAAAUGAGUCAUACAAAUGGGUUUCUAUUGAAAUUAAACAUUUCGUCGUUCCAACGUCGGAGGAUCAAGAAAAAAUCCCUUUCGGGCGUGUAAAUCAUAAUAAAUACAUGGUUACUGAUAAAACGGCCUAUAUUGGGACUUCAAAUUGGUCCGGGGAUUAUUUCAUAAACACAGCGGGAGUUGGAUUUGUUUUUGAGGACGAUAAAAACCAAACAAACACCGAAAAUUCAAUAAGGAGCCAAUUACAAAGCGUUUUCGAACGAGAUUGGACUUCUAAUUACACAAUUCCCAUUCAAACUUUAAAGCUUUAACUUAAUUUAAUAACUUUUUUAAUUAAUUAAUUAAUAAAGUGGGACUAAAACUGA